CUGCGGGGAAGGCUCCCUCUGUCGCACAUAGGGAGCCUGAAAGAACUGCCAAGAAGCGUUAUGACAUGCAGUGAGGAGUUAAUCAGAUCAGCAGCUGGUCUGGGUUGGCCUGGCCAUGAAUUGGGGCCAGGAGAACACAGCGGGUGAUGGUGUGUGAAUGUGGAGAGAGAGGCAAGGGUAGGGACAUGGAAGAAGAAGCCUGGAGCAAGGGGGGGAAUAUGGUGAACAGAAAAUGAUUGGGCACAUGGGGCCAGGGCUGAACACUUAGAGGGAGUGACAGCAGUUGGGAAGGAGCUGACUCCAGGAGUCUUCUCCUCUCCAGGAUCAAUUCUAUAGAAAAUAACAUUGUGUAAAAGCUCUUCCUUCCCUCCUGACAUACCAGAACUCCCUAGCAGGUGGGUUAAUGGCUGCUUUGUGACAGUGUUCACAGAUUUUUACUCCACAGAUGGAAAAAUCCAUGCAGAUUUAGCAUGGUGGCCCACCAACCAGCAAGCCUUUCUGCAGCGAAGCAAAGCCAACAGCAAAUGGAAAGGGACAGGUACUAAUCUCAUUGCCUGGCUGCUGGAGCAGAGCUGCAUUCCUCCUUGAGACUGCAACCAAGGAGUCCUCUGCUCUGGAGCCUUGAGUGAUGGACGGUUUGUCAGAGCCACCAGCGGAGAAGCCCUUGGCAAAGGAGUGUUUAGAAGAGCCUGUGGAGCAAGGGCUGCUUGGCAGGACUCGCUCCUAUGUGUUGUACAUUGGAAAUUUGAACCCCAAAUACUCCCAGGAGGUCCUCCGCAGCAUGCUGAAGGACAUCCUGGGAACAGCCACCAUCUCCUUGCAAAGGCAUGACAUUGAGGUGGUGAAGAAACCACGACAGGCCUACGCAUUUGUUCAAGUAACAACUGAGAUGGACCUUGAGUGCAUCCUGAAGCAGCUCCUGGUCACCUCGGAGAUGGAGCAGAAGCUGGUGAAGGAGCUUGUGAUGAAAGGGAAAACGCUGGUGGUGGGGGAUGGCAGGAGAGGCUCAGCUAGUGCAAAGGAGUGCAGGGAGGUAGGUGCCACCACAGGGCUGUCAGUCUGUGGGACCAAGAGGGGCAGGCAUGAGGGUAGGGGAAAGCAAACAUGUGUAACAUUUAGUAUUUCUGGUUUUGCACAGAAUGACCCAGAAGUGAACAGCACCAGCCCCUUGCAGUCCCCAAGCCUGCAGUGUGCUGAAUCUGACAGGCGCAGGAUACAAAGGGCAGAGGAAGACCAGGCCAGCCGCAGCGGGGAGGUAUCCCCUCGCACCCGGAAGCAGGCAGAGCGGCCAUCAGCAUUUCUGAGCGGCACCAGGUCCGACAGUGCCAUUGUCCGGAGGGAGAUCGUGGGCCAGGAGCGCUUGUUCUAUGGAGCAUUCAUGGGCAGUGAAAGCAGGAAUGUGGAGUUCAAGCGGGGCAGUGGGGAGUACCUGAGUGGGACCCUCAAGUACCAUGUCCGGAAGUAUGCGUGCGCCUUUCUCAACAGUGAAGGAGGCAGCCUGUUUGUUGGGGUGGAGGACAGUGGCUUUGUGCAUGGGGUCAGGUGUGGGCAUAAGGAGGAAGAUCGUGUCCGUUUGCUCAUUGACUCUAUUCUAAAAGGGUUCAAGCCACAGGUGUUCCCCGAUGCCUACGCUUUGACCUUCAUCCCAGUGAUCAAAGCUGAAGACACAGGGAUCUUCCUGAAGGUGGUCCGGCUCAGCAUCCACCCGCCCCGACCACAGGGAGAGGUGCUGCUGUAUGAAACGGACCAGGGAGAGGUGUACCUGCGCAGGGAUGGCAGCAUCCAGGGGCCGCUCUCUGGAAGUGCCAUUCAGGAGUGGUGUAGGCAGAAAUGGACAGCGGAAGUCAGGAAGCUGGAGGAGAGGAUACAGACACUGGUGAAGGAAAACGAGAAGCUACAGCAACAAGUCAACCAGGAGCAGAGCGCAAAUCCCAACUCUAGAUUCUGCACCAUGGUGUGAUUCAGCAGAGGUACAAUGCUGCCAAAGCCAAGUGGGCUCAGGAAGGGAGAAGCAGGUAGGAAAAGGGGGAGGGGAAACACUUUGUGUAUAGAUUUUGAAAAUUCAUUUCACUAAAGAGUGUUAGCUCAGUUAACUCAAGAGAUAACUCCACUUGGUUGUAUAUUAGUUGCACACUGUCCUACAAUUGAUGCUUUAUGGUAGAACAUUUGUUAUCUGAGUUUGACUGAACCUCUAACUAGGCAGGAUGGCUUUACACCCUUGGGAAGCCACUGAUAAUUCUGAAUAUUGUAUUACAUCUCCAGCCAGUUGGCAAGAGAAUGUACUUACCUGGGGGAAAUGCAGUUCCUCAAGCUGGCCUAGUCAGUUCAGACUACAUUAUAGCUAAACAGCCACCUGAGCAUGUGCUUCUGGUGCUUUGGCCCGGUGACGGAUGUCAGCAGCAUUACAAUGGAGCACAGCUGUUCAAUUUGGCACCCAAUUUGCAGCUAGGUCCAUGUCCUAAGUCAUCCAACAUGUGCAAGUUGUUCCCUGCCCUACAAUUUCAGCUGCUUCAAAAGCAGGGGAGAACAUUUCUUGGGCCCUGGUGGAGUGAGCCUUACUAACUGGUGGGAGAGGUACCCUGGUAGUAGUACAAUGCAAAGCAGUAUCUGUCCUGAUGGAUGGCUAUUUUACUGCAAAAUCUAAGGCUUCCUUGCAUUUCCUUACGGUUUGGUGCAUUGUUCCCUGACCUCAGCAAUCAUUUAAAUUUGUCCUUGGGUAGGUAACUGGGGUUUACCCUGUGGGAUGACCCUACCUAUGCACUAAACUGUGUUUGCGUUUGAUACUUGAGAGUAGAUCGCUCAGAUGCUAGGUUUCUUUGGCCUGAAGCUGGUGCUCAGACAGUUCAUGCUGGAAAUGCUAAAAGCCAAGGAUGGUUGGUGUUUGAGAUCUCAGCACCAAGACAUUUUAGAUGGGUUUUUUUGCAAUGGAACCUGCAGUAUUGCAACUGGUCACUGGGGGACUUCAGUUAAUACGGUUCUUGACUCAAACAUGGAGGAUGUCUCUUCUCCAGGAUCAGAUGCAACUCUCAUGUUUUGCUCAAAUCCAAUACAUUUUGAGAUCUCGACUCCUGACUUUGAGUGCGAAAGGAAGAGUGGCAGCAUAUGGGAUCCCUAAUGAAGACACCCUCUCAGGCCUUGGGGAGGUUGUGUCCACUGUGCUCACUGAUAACCCCCCCUCCCCCCCGUAUAAAACCACUGCUUUGAGAACAGGACUUAAACAGGACUUAAAGCCUCUGGGUUUAGUUUCCCAUGAUAGCUGUUAAUGCAUGCACGUGCAACAUUUUUGCACAGUACAGCAGGGCGUGAGGGGGUCUGUCCCUCCCCACCCCUCACUUUGGGAGAUCAUUACAAGAAAAUGAAGAGGGACUGUUUUACAAACAACAUUUAGGCUGUACCCCCUUGCCACAGAUGGUACCAGGGAACUGAGGGUGGGUCAUGCAAGCUCUGCCUUUACACCUUUGAGAGGUGUAUGGCUCAGCAUUUGGAGGAUGUGGGGUUCACACAGACACUAUUCAGAAACUCCAACCUCACCCAUGAAGAACCCAUGGCAGAACCCACAGCAACACACACAGACUAUUUCACAUGCAACUCGCAUGUGAAACCCUCAACUUUAGGAGAAAUAUUUUCAAACUACUUCAAUUUGGACACUUGGAAAUCGAGUACGCAGAGGUACAGAGUUGGCAGGUGCACUCCUCACACAAACUUGAGACAGUCUUUUUGCCUUGGUUAACAGCAGCAGCUCAGAGUCGCAGGCCAACCACACUACUGACAACUUUGCAUAUACAUUACUGCUACCGUUUUCAACAAAGAUGGGAAGGAAACAAGGCAAAGCCCAUUUUACCCAUACUGAAGUGCAGUAAAAUAGCUAGAAAGAAAAUACCAGUCUAUGCCUCAAUAAAAAGGGAAAUCCUUAUUUAAUGUUUUUGCUACAUCUUUUAUUCCCUGUUGAAAAAACAUGUCCCACCUCAUAAAUCCUGUUUCUUGCUGGAUUUUAUUAAUACUGGAGGAUGGGACAUGUAUGGGUACCAUACCCAUGAUAGGUACCAUAAUGCAGCUCAGAGGGAGGUAUUCAGACCCUGUCCCUAUUUCCUACCAAGUUCUAGGUUCCUUCCUUAUUUCUACCUUUUUACUAUCACUGUGGCUUUAAAGGUUUGAAACUCAACAUGCUGGAAGAAAGGUGCUAGCACAAAGAAAGACUCAUUACUAACAAAAGUAAAAAGAGAGGGAACUAGAGCCAGAUGGACAGAGAGAACUUACUAAAAGGAGAAUGUGGAGGAGGAGGAUGGUGGCAGUGAGAAACUGCUCACCUUGGUAUACUGAAGGAUAGACAAGCAUUGCAGUUUCAGCUAGUUAUCUUUACCUUUCCUGUUCCCAAAGUGCAUAGACACCUGUGAAGUCAACCAAGUCAAGUACCGAGCAGCAGGUAACACCAAUAAUCUCAUCCAGUGAGCAGUCAGAAAUUGUGAUGUACAUAGUCCUUCCACAGACUCCCACAUCUUUCAGAAGCAAUGCUGGCAAUUCAGUGACCGCACCUACAUGAGACGUGCAGUAGUGCCAAACGCCUUGUGUGAAACUACUGCGCAGUAGCAUCACAUCAUCGAUUUUUCCACGAGACACUACUGCACAGUAGCGCUAAGUUACUGCACAGUCAGCAUCUUGUGUAGAUGUGGCUAAUGGGUAGAAACACUUCUCUUUUGGGCCACUAAACACAACCCCAGCCUCAAAUUGGGAACGUCAGUGCCAAUGCUCAUAGACAGAACAAGAAUUCAGUGACUUACGAUUAAAAGUCCUAAAACCUGAUGUUCAGCAGUAGGUGAUCUAGAUUUUACUUUUGUAUAAAACCUCAAGGAAGUGGUUAGCACCGACUACUUUCAAACUCAACAAACAGGAAAAAACAGCAGUCAGCCACAUGGAAAUAAGAGUGCUUGAGAACAGAUGCACAGGGAGCUUGCUACAACAGCAGCUGAUUAAGAGAGCUGGAGCACUUACUAUAAAAAAAUCCAAUCCUAAUGAAGGAAAGCCCAAUGUUCUGUGAAUUAUGCUCAAGCUAUAGCCCUAGUGACACCUGCAGAAACUCUCACUGACUUCCUUGUGAUUGGAGUUUGAUUUUCAAUUCACAAAGCAUGCAACAGGAAGGCAAGCUAGUCUGAAGUCAUCUUAUCAGCUACUAGCCACACAAAAUGUAAGAGGUGACUACGAUGGGCAGAGGCAGGCUGAAUCAAAACAAACAGCAGAGAGGUGCAGAGGAAGGAAAGCAGAAGACAGAAAAGUGGUUCCUGUUCUACAAUUGUUUCCAUCAAUGACAAAAAUGAGACACCUAAUUACAAAAGCUGUUUGGCAGUGUCAGUAGGGCUGCACCAGGGAUAUUUUAGUACUAUAUACAAACAGCAUACCAAAAAAAGAUGAUCACCCCAAUGGACAGCAUAUUUGAAGCAGAGGGCAGAGAGUUGCAUUUAGAUUAUACAACACACUUUACUUUAGUCUGUUUCCUGGAAUCCAAGAGAAACUCAGUAGCCUCUUUGCAAUUUUUAUUACUAUUUUACAAAUUUUGAUUAAAUUAGUUAUAAACUUCCAGCCAAAAUAAUAGAAAAUAUUCUUAGAAAAGAAAAUAAAGCCAUGGCAAAAGAUACAGGAAACCCUCACUAUUCGCGGGUUUGGCAUUCGCAGUUUCAUAUAUUCACAGAUGCUGAACCUGCAUUUUAAAUACACUUUAUACAUUUACAGGAACUCUGUGGGAGCUCCGCGCUUGCUGCCGCCGGGCUCCUGCCACUGGAGCUGUGCCUGCCCCCACAGCUGCCGGGGGCACUGCGUUCAUGAACACAGUGCCUUAUUCACGGAUUUCACCAUUCGCGAGGGAUACAAGAACAUAUCCCCUGAGAAUGGCAAGGGUCACCUGUACUAUGUGAGGCCACAUUGUUAAAGAAUUAGCCAAUUUAUGGCAUGUGUAUUUCAAUAUACAGAACAUAUAAACUGAAUUAAUAUUUAUUAUAGGACUGUUAUAAUGGCACAUACAUAUCACUCAAGAAAUUCUUACCAAGAUUCUUGUCAAGAAUAACAGCUUUAAACUUUUAAAGAAAUCUAUGUUGUAUUUAAGAAUAAAGUGUGGAGGGCUGUAAUGAGGGCACGGUUUUAAGUGAGAUUUUACAUUAUUAGAACAUGAGUUUGGGAGUCAAACAGUGCAAGGGUUACUACUAAACUGUUUGAGACAUACAGCUUACCCCACACUUUACUGAACUGAAGAGUACUCAAUCUGACACUAAACAAAGAAAAUUUCUUUCUUCUAGUUACUGAAGACCAACUUUGUUGCUUACACUGUGACAAAAAGCUGGAAAAGGGCAUCACAUCACAUUUCCCAUCAAACCAUUUCCAUUAUCUCAUCCCCACCUUUGUGCAAUUUUGAGCAUAACAUCAUUGGGCAGUGCACAUCUAAAGAUUAAAUCAAAUGAUGUUGCAAGCAAGUUGCUACACCCAUCCUUUAGGAAAACAGCACUUUGUGUGACAUUCUUAGUGCAGGAACACACACAUUCCUGCAGUACAAAGAAAAGGAAAGGAAAGACCUAUCUUUAAAGAGUUUAAAAAAAAAAAAAGGAAAGAGAACCUUGAACUGUUCAAAAUUAGAAGAAUAUGUUGCGAUUCAAGGCAGCAUAUGAAAAACAACUCACUCUUUUUUCUUCAAUACCCCCUUGAUGCAAGGAGUUAAGAAUUCCCAGCCCAAUAAGCAGCACCAGCAAAUGCUGGCAUUAUAAAGGGCUAAAAAUAAAAAAAAUAAACAUCACACUACAUUCAGGCAGAGAUGGGUCUUCCUGAUCCUGUGGCCUUUUAACAUGAUCACAAGUUAAUUAAAUCCCUGCAGAGAAAAACGUCACAGUUUGAAUCAGAGUUGAUUAUGUCCAAGACUAACUCUUCUGUGCCAGGAGUAAGAUUUUCCUGGUUAAAAAAUUCGUUGCCAACAAUAAAUGCAUGAAAAAACACCAGUACUGAAGUGUAUUAAACACCAGUUUUAAAAAGACAGGCUGCAUAAAGCAGAAUAAACUGACAUCCCAACUUCUGCAAUACAGUUUAAGAGCAGAUUUGAAAAAAAGCUGCAGAAUUUAAUCUUCUCCAGAUAGUACAACUGUACGAUAAUACCUGUGCUGCUCCAAAACAGAUGGCUUGGAGGAAGCAACCUAAAUACUUAUGUUUCCAAGUACAAAUUCAUGCUAGUAUUACCAUGCAUCAUUAAGAAACUGUGUGGCUGGAUUUUUCCUAGCAUCCUCAAUCCCAUCUCAGCACCUAGCCUUCUUGACUUUGUUCCUCUUCUCAAAAGUGGUAAUAAUGGUAGAGAAGGCCUGGAGCUGUAUGUGCCAUGAUGAGGUCUUCUUAGGGAGUAACCAGGAUCCAUAGGGGGGCCAUUAAACAAGAAAAAAAGAAAGUUUGGAAAAUAAAAAGGGGACAAAAUUUCAUAACAAAAUUAGAAAAGCAUAAUUUUAAAAAGCCCAAAGCUGACAGUUUCAUGCUACUGCUGUAAGAAUGCCUGGAAAGUCUAAAGGAAGGCUCUUCUCUUCUAGUGAAGAUCGACC
Alligator mississippiensis (American alligator) is the source of this 7559-nucleotide messenger RNA. RefSeq names its product schlafen like 1 (gene SLFNL1). The record is from RefSeq and is a predicted model, not a curated record. Gene Ontology annotation, molecular function: RNA binding. Bases 629 to 1960 code for a protein of 443 amino acids. The transcript is spliced from 3 exons. Lineage: Eukaryota; Metazoa; Chordata; Crocodylia; Alligatoridae.